Molecule: messenger RNA, 2073 nt
Organism: Adineta steineri
Lineage: Eukaryota; Metazoa; Rotifera; Eurotatoria; Adinetida; Adinetidae
Source: the annotation of a GenBank genome assembly
AUGCUGGAAACAACAAAUGUUUCAGGCACAUUAACUCGUACAACUAGACAGUCUGAUACAAUACAUCCACAUUAUUUUAAUUCAUUUCAAAAUUAUUGUUCUGGUCCAAAAUCUAAAACAUCAUCUUCAUCAAAUAAAGAUUUUUUACCAAUUCCAGAAAAAUAUAAAUUACAAAGUGAUGAAAUACUUCAGACUAUUAAUCGACGUCUUGUUGAACUUCUUCCUAAUUUAACAGAAUAUACGAGUGUUUUACCACAUGAAUUUUUUGAUCCAGAUCAUUCACAAGAUUUUCAACGAUGUUUAGUUGAUCGUGCAAUGUUUAAAAUGAUGGCUGAAACUCGAGUUAUUAAUUGGAUGCCAUCAUUAAAAAAACUUUAUCCGGUUCGAACAUCAGGUAAUGGUAAUUGUCUUCUUCAUGCUGUUCUUAUUGCAAUGGCUGGUGUACAUGAUUUUAAUUUAAAUUUACGUGAUCGACUUCGUCAAUUUAUGAAUGAAAAUAAUGCAGUACUUAAAUCAAGUUGGAAAACCGAACGAUUAAAAAAUGAUAGAAUGUAUGGUAUUCAAUCUGAAGAAUCUAAACUUAAUACUGAGUGGGAAGAAUUAUGUGAUCUUGUUCGUUAUGAGAAUCCUGAUGAUGGACAAACGGCUUCAAAUUUACAAUUUCUUGAAGGUGUACAUAUAUUUUCAAUCUCAAAUAUGCUUGCUCGUCCAAUUAUUAUUCUAUCUGAAGAUGUUGUACGAAAUAAACAUGGUGAAGCAAUUUCCGUUAAUGAUCUAUUUGGUAUUUAUUUACCUGUUCUUACACGACCACAAGAUUGUAUUCCAGCACCAAUUGUAUUAGCAUAUGAUCAAUCUCAUUUUUGUCCAUUACAAACUAGUGAUAAAGAUACUGGCGUAUCUUCGGAUAAUUUUCUUCCACUUUAUCAAUCAAUUGAACAUAUACAAAAACAAACAUUAUUACCCAUAAGAUUUUUAGGUAAUGAUGGAAGUAAAGAUGAAAUAAAUAAAUUACUUCAAAAUUAUUUACGUAUUAAAAUUUUAUCUCAUUAUCCUGAUACGAAAUCUGCACCCAUAUCUAUUCGAUGUGUUGAAUUAGGCAAUAAACAUUUUCAUGAUAAUAGUAAUUAUUUUCUUGUUUAUUAUAAUUAUCUUAUGGAUUUUUACGAAACACAAAAAAGAAAAUUACAACAAGAAGAAGAAGAAGAUGAUAGACGAAGAUAUGAUCAAAAUAAUUAUUUUUCUAAUCAAUCAUCGUAUGAUAUAAAUCAACGAUCAACAAAAAAAACUGAAGUAUUAUCAUCAUCACCACCACCACCAUAUUCAUCAUUAGCAACACGAACAAAUGAUGAUAGAAAAAGUAAUUCUAUUUAUGAGCGAAGAUCAUCAUACGAUAAAGCUAUAACUAAUGAAACACCACAUAUAACAUACAAUGAAAAUCGUCGUCCGCUAAAUCAACAUGCUGAAUCACAAAAUCAUAUACAACGUUAUACUCUAGCUAAUGAUAAUUAUAAUAAACAAAAUGUAACAAAUUUUAGUAAUUGGGAUUCUAAUUAUGAGGAACGAGGUCCUAAUGGAAAAAUUAUUAGCAAUAUUCCUACUCUUACUACUACUACUACUACUAAUUCUCGAGGAAAUGAUUCCAAAUUUAAACAAGACUCAUCACGACAACAAAAAUCUAUUUCAAUUCCUGUUCAUUUUGAAAAAUCUGAUUCACCAUCGAAUUUAAUCGAUUUUGAUCAAGAAACAGGCAAAAUUGAAUCAUGUAUUAUGUGUAAACAUUUGUUUAAAGAUUCAUCAUCAACUAAACUAUGUUCUGAUUGUUCUCAUAACAUGAAAUAUGGAACUUCUUCUUAUUCUCUUCCAUACCGUAAUACAACUGUACGAUUUCCAACAAGAAAUAUGAAUCCAAUAACACAGAGAAAUUCUGAUUUUCUCACUCCACUACAACAACCAUUACCCAGAACAAUAGCAUCACGGUACAUUCUUUGUUUACGUUGCAAACAUACAAAUGUGAUAAAUAAUGAUCAACUUCGAACAAACAUUAUGUGUUCAGUAUGUCGAAAUUAUUUGUAA